GGAAGGGAGGGAAGAGAGGAGGCGGGAGGAGGCGCCGGAUGAGCCGGGGCAAGAGCAGCUGCAGGCCGGCCGGCCAAGUCUUGCGGGAAGAAGGAGCCGCCUCCAAGGCAGGCACCAGCUGGAGGAAGCUCUCGACGAGGGGAGCGCUGCCUCGGCCACCAUGUCCUCCUCCUCCUCCUCCUCCUCCUUCUCUUUGGCCGACUGCGAGGUGAUCGGCUUCGACCUGGACCACACGCUGUGCCGCUACCACUUGGCCCACAGCGCCCCGCUUAUAUAUGAAAGCUUUGCUCAGUAUAUGGUGAAAGAAAAAGGUUAUGACAAAGAACUGCUGAAUGUAACCCCAGAAAGCUGGGAUUUUUGCUGUAAAGGCCUAGUGCUAGAUAUGGAAGAUGGGAACUUCCUUAAACUUUCUGAAGAUGGAUCCGUUUUGAGGGCAAGUCAUGGAACAAAGCAUAUGACCCCUGAAGAGAUUUUGGAGACAUAUGGAAGGAAAGAGUGGAAACACUUCAAGACUAUGAGUGGAAUGGUUUCUCGUUCAGCUAAAUAUUAUUCCUAUGACAAUUAUUUUGAUCUGCCAGGAGCACUUCUUUGUGCACGAAUUGUAGAUGGUUUAAACAAACGCAGUCCUAGGCGAAAGUAUGAGUUUUGGAAGGAUAUUAUUGCUGCCAUACAGCAUAAUUAUAAAACUUCUGCAUUUAAAGACAAUUGUGGGACAUACUUUCCAGAGGUGAAAAGCAAUCCAGAAAAAUAUAUCCAGUGUUGUCCUGAUUCUGUGAAAAAGUGGCUAAGAAGACUGAAAGACAAUGGGAAGAUUCUUCUUUUAAUCACUAGCUCCCACAGUGACUACUGUAGACUUUUAUGUGAGCACACCUUAGGGAAUGAUUUUGCAGACCUUUUUGACAUCAUUAUUUCAAAUGCCCUGAAGCCAGGUUUCUUCUCUCAGACACCAAAUCAGAGACCUUUCCGAACUCUUGAGAAUGACGAGGAGCAAGAAGCACUCCCAGCCUUAGACAAACCUGGAUGGUACUCCCAAGGUAACUCAACCCAUUUGUAUGAACUACUGAAGAAGAUGACGGGCAAACUAGAACCAAAGGUUGUUUACUUUGGUGACAGCAUGCACUCAGAUAUUUUUGCAGCUCGUCACUAUAAUAACUGGGAGACAGUACUCAUCUUAGAGGAGCUUAGUGGGGACCAUGUUAUGUUUCCUACAGAGACAGAAUCUGAGCCUUUAGAGAAGAAAGGAAAAUAUGAGAGACAUCACCCAAAAGCUCUUAAUUAUGCAUCUAAACAGUGGGGCUCUUUCUUUGUGGAUGGCAUUUCAGGAAAGGGAGGUGCAGAAGAAAUCCUAGUAAAUACUUGGCCGUGCAAAUGCGUUGGUGCUUAUAGCACCAUCACAAUCCCAAGUAUUGAAGCAAUAGCAGAUUUACCACUGGAUUAUAGAUUCACCAGAUUUUCUUCCAGUGGCUCAGUGACUGCUGGCUAUUAUCCCAAACCACCAAAGUCAUUAUUAUCAAGUGGUGAGCCAAUGGCUACCAAAUAAAUCACACGUAAGGAAAAGAAAAUCCAGAUGUCUGUAUAUUGCUUAAAUGAAUACGCCAGAUGCUAAGUGAGAAACUUGCUAAUGAAAUGCUACCUAGAUCCUUGGUGGUAAUAUAAGACUACUUAGUAAUUGUUGACAGCAUUUUCUCACUUUGCUUAUUGAGAGUUUGUUGAAAUGUUCUCUGUUUGACACCUUUGCCUAGUUCAUAUGUGAUAUGGCCUCUAAGCACCUUUCUGUAGCGGCAGAGCAUGCACAAACCCUCACCAUUACCAGCAGCACCACGUACUUCUCAUAAAUAUGCAAUGCAAAAGAGCUUUCUGCGUACACAGAUUUUGCAUGAUGAUGAAGUUUGCAUGAUUUCUCCCAACCAAAAGGGAGAGAAUGUGAGUGUAUAAGACAGUUGCAUGUAGAAUUUCAGGAUGUAUGUGGAGAGGAGAUUUCUUUUCUCAUAAUGGGGUGUGGGUGGGAGAGAGAGAAUGAGAACCUAGUAAUAAUUGGCCCACCAUUUCACAGCACUGUGAAAUGGUGAGCCAAUUAUUCAGCACUGUGAUGCAAAGGCCUACUAAUUUAAAUCAGAAUUCUGUUAUAUAUUUACAUCCUAGAUUUCUUGCAAAUUAGAUUGGGGAGUGGGGGCAGAAAUGUUUUUCAGACUGCGAAUGUACUAAUUUUGAAACAUCUUUACAUAACUAAUUCUAGCAAAUACAGGCCAGACAUAAUAUAAGUUAUGUCUGGAGAACAAAUGAGUGAACAAGGUGUUACUCUGCUGGCUCCUGUUCUGCUAUCAUACCUUUGCCUAAUGUGUAACUCACUCAUCCACCAACACCUACCUGCAUCACCUCUUGGUAAUUUUUUUCUCCAAAUUUUAGCAAAAAGAACACAGUAAGUUGUAGUUCAAGAACACAAUUGUUUUUUUCAUCACAAUAUGAUCAGUAUUUUUAGUAAAGGGAACUCCCACAAUUCUUUAGUGUGGCUGGUAAUUAAAUUCACAAGAAAGGAUAGUAGAUUAUUUAGAAAUCCUGGUUUUUUAAAAAUUAUUUCAUUAGUCUAUCUUCAUGAUGGUAUUGGGCUUCAUUCAGAUGUAUGGCAGUAAAAGGCUAUGCCUGUUUAUUCAAAAGUCCUGUUAAAGUCCAUAUAUGUAGCUUGCUCUCAAGUUAACAAAAAUAGCAUUGCAGCCUAAGGCUGUAUCUUAUAAGCACAUUUUUAGGAGUAAGGCCAUGAGUUGAGCAAAGCUCACAUCUGAGUAAUUAUGCAUAGGAUUGGUCUGAAAGGGAGCCAAUGUGUAUGUCUGUGCACUGUUUUCUCAGCUAAUGAAAGAUAUGCCAGAUUGCUCACAAUCUGUUUUGCAUGUGAAGUGCUUCUCCUGUGGAAAGGCUCAUCUGUUGUUGCAAUAUUGCAGUCCAACGAUUUGGUAGUAUAAACUUCAACAUCACAACAUCUAAAGCCUUCUGUCUGCUUUGGCAGUGCUCUUUUGUGUGAAAUUCAAAAUAAAGGUUAUUUAUUCCUGACAA
Messenger RNA from Anolis sagrei ordinatus, 3048 nucleotides. It is a transcript of the gene NT5DC1, whose product is annotated as 5'-nucleotidase domain containing 1. Gene Ontology annotation, molecular function: 5'-nucleotidase activity. NCBI's taxonomy places the organism in Eukaryota, Metazoa, Chordata, Lepidosauria, Squamata, Anolidae. The record is from RefSeq and is a predicted model, not a curated record.